Messenger RNA from Drosophila eugracilis, 3673 nucleotides. RefSeq names its product vinculin (gene Vinc). The record is from RefSeq and is a predicted model, not a curated record. Lineage: Eukaryota; Metazoa; Arthropoda; Insecta; Diptera; Drosophilidae. Gene Ontology annotation, molecular function: actin filament binding. The transcript is spliced from 6 exons. Gene Ontology annotation, biological process: cell adhesion. The coding region runs from base 176 to 3061 and encodes 961 amino acids.
UCGAAAUCUUUUUUUAGUAUUGAAAGAACAGUCGGGCAAGAAAGUUGGGGCGCAGCAAAAUUGAGCCAGACAAAUUAACUAGAUAUCUGGCCCAGAAGAAAGAGAGAGGACAGCAGCAACUCUGAGAUAAACGAGACUUAACAAAAAGGAAAGCAGACGAAACAGCGCAGCCAAAAUGCCUGUCUUCCACACAAAAACCAUCGAGAGCAUAUUAGAUCCUGUGGCCCAGCAGGUAUCUCGCCUGGUGAUCCUGCACGAGGAAGCCGAGGAUGGCAAUGCGAUGCCGGAUCUCAGUCGGCCGGUGCAGGUGGUGUCGGCUGCGGUGGCUAAUCUGGUGAAGGUGGGCCGCGAGACGAUCAACAGCUCCGACGACAAGAUCCUUCGCCAGGAUAUGCCUUCAGCAUUGCACCGCGUGGAGGGUGCCUCGCAGCUGCUGGAGGAGGCAUCCGAUAUGCUCCGCUCCGACCCGUAUUCGGGUCCGGCGCGCAAGAAGCUAAUCGAAGGGAGCCGCGGCAUUCUGCAGGGCACCUCCUCGCUGCUGCUUUGCUUUGACGAAAGUGAAGUGCGAAAGAUCAUUCAGGAGUGCAAGAGGGUCCUGGACUACUUGGCCGUGGCCGAGGUCAUCAACACCAUGGAGCAGCUGGUGCAGUUCCUUAAGGACCUGUCGCCCUGCUUGAGCAAGGUGCAAAGGGAGGUGGGCGCUCGCGAGAAGGAGCUGACCCACCAGGUGCACAGUGAGAUUUUGGUGCGGUGCUUGGAGCAAGUAAAGACCCUGGCACCCAUUCUCAUCUGUAGCAUGAAGGUAUACAUCCACAUUGUGGAGCAGCAGGGCCGCGGAGCCGAGGAAGCGGCUGAGAACAGGAACUAUCUGGCCUCCAGGAUGAGCGACGAGCUGCAGGAGAUCAUCCGUGUGCUGCAGUUGACUACAUACGACGAAGACACCAGCGAAUUGGAUAAUCUCACGGUGUUGAAGAAGCUCUCCAAUGCCAUAUCAAAUAAAAUGGAGCUGGCCAACGAGUGGUUAUCGAAUCCCUAUGCCUUGCGAGGCGGAGUGGGUGAGAAGGCUCUGCGUCAGGUGAUCGACAAUGCCACAGAGAUUUCGGAACGCUGCUUGCCCCAGGACUCGUACCCCAUUCGCAAGCUGGCUGAUGAAGUGACAGUGAUGGCCAACUCUUUGUGUGAGCUGCGUCAGGAUGGCAAGGGACAGAGUCCGCAGGCGGAGUCCUUGGCUAGAGGAAUCCGCGAUCGUCUGGGUGAGCUACAAUCGCUGGUCCACCAGGCAGUGCUCGGUGUGGACAAGGCUGGAGUCCAGCAGACGGCCCACACCAUUCAAGGUCGAUUGGAGCAGGCGGUGAAGUGGCUGCAGCACCCAGAGAUCAACGAUGGAGGCCUGGGUGAGAGGGCCAUCAACUUGAUUGUGGAGGAAGGCCGAAAGGUAGCCGAAGGCUGCCCCGGCCACCAGAAGGCUGAGAUCCAACAGCUGUGCGACGAGGUCGAGCGCCUCAAGCACCAGGCAGCGGGAUCCGGACCAGCAGCCAAGCAGGCGGCUAAACAGCUCACCCAGAAGCUCUACGAAUUGAAAGCGGCCAUUCAAAACGCCCUGGUCAAUCGCAUUGUGCAGGACUUUAUGGACGUGAGCACUCCGCUCAAGCAGUUCACAGAGGCCGUACUCCAGCCGGAGGGAACACCUGGUCGGGAGCAAAACUUUAACCAGAAGUCCAACAACUUGCAGGCCUUCAGUGAUCGUGCAUCGAAGACCUCAAGAAUGGUGGCUGCCGGUGGAGCGUGUGGCAACAAGAAGAUCGCCGAAAUUCUUCUUUCUUCUGCCGCCCAGGUAGACUCCCUAACGCCGCAACUUAUCAGUGCCGGACGCAUUCGGAUGAACUAUCCGGGCAGCAAGGCGGCGGACGAACAUCUUCAGAACCUAAAGCAGCAGUAUGCGGAUACAGUGCUGCGAAUGCGAACCCUCUGCGAUCAGGCGACGGAUCCGGCAGACUUCAUCAAAACCUCCGAGGAGCACAUGCAGGUGUACGCUAAGCUCUGUGAAGAUGCCAUCCAUGCCCGCCAGCCGCAGAAGAUGGUGGACAAUACCUCGAAUAUUGCCCGCCUGAUCAAUCGAGUCUUGUUGGUGGCGAAACAGGAGGCUGACAACUCGGAGGAUCCUGUGUUCACGGAGCGUUUAAAUGCCGCCGCCAACCGGCUGGAGCGUUCAUUGCCUGCAAUGGUGGGAGAUGCCAAGCUGGUGGCCACCAACAUUGCCGACCCGGCUGCAGCGGCGGCCUGGAAGAACUCCUUCCAACGGCUCUUGGGCGAUGUGCGUGAGGUACGGGAUGCCAUUGCGCCACCGCAGCCACCACCGUUGCCAACUUCACUGCCGCCACCCAUUCCGGAACUGAGCGCUUUGCAUCUGUCUAACCAAAAUGCUGAGCGUGCGCCGCCUCGUCCGCCACUGCCCAGGGAGGGACUGGCGCCAGUACGUCCGCCACCACCGGAAACGGAUGAUGAGGACGAGGGAGUCUUCCGCACGAUGCCACAUGCAAAUCAACCGAUCCUGAUCGCCGCCCGAGGCUUGCACCAGGAAGUGCGUCAGUGGUCUUCCAAGGACAACGAGAUCAUUGCGGCCGCAAAGCGAAUGGCUAUCCUGAUGGCCCGUCUCAGCGAACUGGUGCUCUCCGAUUCGCGGGGUAGUAAGCGGGAGUUAAUCGCCACCGCCAAGAAGAUCGCCGAGGCAUCUGAGGACGUGACCCGUUUGGCCAAGGAGCUAGCCCGUCAGUGUACCGAUCGUCGUAUCCGCACCAAUUUGCUUCAGGUGUGCGAGCGCAUCCCGACCAUCGGCACUCAGCUGAAGAUCCUGUCUACUGUAAAGGCCACAAUGCUAGGUGCCCAGGGAUCAGACGAGGAUCGUGAGGCCACAGAAAUGCUGGUGGGCAAUGCCCAGAACCUUAUGCAGAGCGUGAAGGAGACUGUGCGCGCCGCUGAGGGAGCCAGCAUCAAGAUUCGAUCGGAUCAGACCAGCAAUCGGCUGCAGUGGGUGCGCCGGCAGCCCUGGUACCAAUACUAGGCGAUAUAGAAGGACUAGGGCGCUGUAGCAAGGACCCGCCCAUCUGGCCAAACGCCACCUGCCACCUGCCACGUGUCUUGUGUAACAUACAAAGCUAAACACUAAUCUUAAUGAUUUCUAUUUUAAAUGUUAAUCCCCUAAUAUGUUCCAUCUAAAAUUCAGUUAUGUAAGUGCCUGCAAUUAUUUAUUAUGCGCUCCAAGAACUCGUGCUCAUGUCCCCACCCCUUUGCCCCGCCUGAUUCUAUUCUAAUUUUGUUUCGAUAUUUGUAAAAUGUAUUAUUAAGCGUGCAAUAAAAAAAAGCGAAAAUCAUAAGAAACGAAAGCAAUAUGUACAUACAGCAGUCAGAUUUAAGCGAAUGCAAUGUAUAAAAUAAGUGAACAUAUCCAUAUGCAGUGGGUGUAUCCUCCAAGGAAUUUUAAAAAGCCUCCCCCAUGUACUUGUAGUGUACUAACAGAAGCAUUUAUUGAGACCCUCGUUAAUGUUUGAAAUCUAACUCACUAAACCAGCGAAAUCACCUGCUGACGGAUGUCAAAAGCCCAAACAUGUAACCCAAAAAUGAUGUGUGUCAUGUUCAAUAUAUAAUUGAAAUAAAACUGAACUUCAAUUGUUAA